GAAGAACACGAGAAAGAACAUUCACGACCCUCCACAGGCAACCAAGAUUCCCGACUGUUGAGUUGGAAACAAGUAUAAAAACCACUCCAACCCUUGCAACCAAAUCACCAGCUAGCUCCCUCAACAAACUCUUCUUUCUCAUCGACUACUCCCAUUAUCAGUUUAUCACCAACUCUCAUCCUUCGUUCUUGUAUACGUUCAAUUCCUUCAUUUCCUUAAGGCAGGGAGAAGAUGAGUAGGCCAGGAGAUUGGAAUUGCAGGUCAUGCCAGCACCUGAACUUCAGCUGGCGGGAUUCCUGCCAACGAUGCGGUGACACGAGGAUCGGUGAGAGAGGGGAUUAUGGAGGCUUUGGCGGAAGGGGUGGGUCGGACGUCCGGCCUGGUGACUGGUAUUGCUCCGCCGCGAACUGCGGAGCUCAUAACUUCGCAAGCAGGUCAAGCUGCUUUAAGUGCGGUGCUUUCAAGGAUGAGUCAGCCAGUGGAUAUGAGGGUGACAUGUCAAGACCAAGAGGUUUUGGAUUUGGCACUGGUGGCCGCUCUGCAUGGAGGUCUGGUGAUUGGUUUUGCUCCAGGGCGGACUGCAAUGAGCACAACUUUGCUAGCAGGAUGGAGUGUUUCAGAUGCAACACUCCAAGGGACUUUGGUAACAGAUAGGCCUCCACAUUGAACAUAAAAUUUACAGUUUUGGGUACUGCAGUCUAAGGAGCCAACCAAAUUGGAGAAGGCAGAUUAUAUAAUAUUUGAAGUUACUCCUUUUUGUCCUCUACCUUUGUUUCCUUUUCUUUUUUUUCUUUUUGUGCUUUUAUGGACAUGCCUAGGGUUGUCAGUGUUGAAUUCCAUGUUCUUUUAUGGACAUCCCUUGAAUCCUUGAGCAUGUUGUAAGCUUUCUCGUAACAAGUAUAGCCAUGUAGUUGUGGUAUUCUCAAUCUACUCCCCAGUGUCUUUGUAUGUGUUGGAA
Messenger RNA from Nelumbo nucifera (sacred lotus), 958 nucleotides. RefSeq names its product RNA-binding protein csdA-like. Gene Ontology annotation, cellular component: cytoplasm. The record is from RefSeq and is a predicted model, not a curated record. Gene Ontology annotation, molecular function: mRNA binding. NCBI's taxonomy places the organism in Eukaryota, Viridiplantae, Streptophyta, Magnoliopsida, Proteales, Nelumbonaceae.